AUGGAUCUAGCGCGCCAAACUCAACGCGACGAAGAAUGGAGGACCUGGCCUUCUGUCAAGGCUUACAUUUCUAACCUGCCUCGAGGAGUUACCACCUAUGAUAUCCACAGAAAUUUCAGUCGUUUUGGGAAUGUCGAGUUCAUUCGGAUGGAGGAAACCCCUCAGGGGAACUUCGCGGGACAAGCGAUAAUCGUGUUCAAACCGCCACCGCCGGGAAGAGCACCCUGGGAUGAACAGUUCAUCAAUAAAUUCCACUUUCACAGUCGGCGCAACGAGGGUGAGCCGCUACCCAAGAUCAAGGUCCGAUAUGAACCCCGGUCGCCGAACCGCUUCGUUGAGAGUCCUGUCCGCCGCGGCGUGAGAUAUGAUCCAGAAGUCACACUAUAUGGCAGUGCAAUCGACUUUGGCUACCUCAGUCGACCUGGACGCAUGGUUGUGAAGGCCCAGAGACAGAACAGUCGCGGUGAUGCCGUUCGAUUGAGGCUAAACUUGACCAAACUGGAGAUGGAGGUUCACUUCCCGGUCGUUAUCCACUCACGGAGCAGGGCGAUAGAACGGGCAUACCGGUUCUCUGUCGCGCUAGACGAACAGUUCUCGUUGUGUGAAGUCCACAGUAACGGAUCCACCGCGUUGGUCAUCCACCUGAAUAACACGCCCUGGUACUCCCGGCAAUUGAAGCAGGCGAUGGCAUUGAGUCACGAUGAUAACUCGUCCAAGUGGAGCUCAGACGACACAUGGUCGCGCCAGACUGACAUUGUCGACGAGAAGGAAACUUUUCAGAAGAUCAACGACACUCCGGUUUCGGUGCAGAAACUUCACAAUAGUAUCGAUAUUGCUCGCUGGACAACUUUCCGUGUUACAAUCAGACCGGAUAUCGACCGAAACCAGAAUUCGCUAGGCCAGUUUCUGACUGCUCUUGCAGACUUCAACAUUCGCGUGAGUCGGGAUUCCUCGUUUCAAGUGGUCACCGGUCCAGGAAGUCCUGCCCCGUUCUGGGACUUUGUCGACGGAACCGGCUCCCAAUCAUGGUCAGAGGAGCUUUUGCUACCGCGUCGCCUUGACUUCGAUCUGAGAUAUCAACUCGAAGUUUGUAUUUCAAAACGGUGGCUCAAUGAGUACAGCCUCACGCGCGAGUUUUUGCAGAAGUUGUCAGACAUGCCUACAAAACGGGCCAAGCAAAUGCUCAUUCACGUCGACUUACAUCAACAACGUGUCUACGACCCUAUGUCCAUCUUCACAGACCUACGUUACACGAAGCCGGUGCUCGCCCGUGCGCCUCCCGCAAAUUGUGCAGAGAUCUAUAGUGCAACAGUCACCGCCACGGGAGUUGUAUUCCACACCCCUUCAGUUGAGAUCACGAAUCGGAUUGUGCGCAGAUAUUCCAGCGUCAGCAACCAUUUCCUCAGAGUGCGGUUCGAAGACGACCCUUACCGCGGACAGACAAGACUCUGGCCGGCAACAAACGGUAAGAUGAAGCUGGUCUUCGACAGAGUUCGUCGGACCAUGAAGCACGGUAUUGUCCUUGGCGAUCGACGUUACGAAUUUCUUGCCUGGGGGAACUCACAGAUAAGGGAACACGGUGCAUACUUCUUUGCGGCCUCUCAACACCCACGCAUCACUGUCGAUGAUAUCAGGAGGGAUAUGGGCAUCUUUGAUCACGAGAAGGUGGUCGCCAAGCGAGCCGCACGAAUGGGUCAAUGCUUUGCGACAACAACACCCUUCAAGAUCCUCAACAGAGAUAGUCGCAGCAAAGACGCCGACAUACCGGACAUCAAAAAUGGCAAAUACAACUUCACUGAUGGUGUUGGGAAAAUAUCCCGUCUCACUGCCCUUCACAUCAAGAACAAACUUAAGCUCAGUGGUGAGGAGCCUCCUUCGGCAUUUCAGUUCAGAUUGGGCGGCUGUAAAGGAGUUCUCGCCCUUGAUCCCACCCUCACCAACUCCGAUGUCAAGAUCCGGCCGAGCCAACGGAAGUUCGAUAGCGAGUCAAAUGAGUUGGAGAUCAUUCGGGUCUCUGAAUUCUGGCGACCGUUCCUGAACCGUCAACUCAUCCUUGUGUUGUCGGCACUUGGCGUGCCGGAUGUGGUGUUUCUCCGAAUGCAACAAAAAUGCAUUGAAGAUCUGGAUGCCGCCAUGAGAGAUGACACCGUCGCCGUACGAGCCUUACGGGAGAACGUCGACCCUAAUCUGAUGACCCCUAAUAUCGCUGCCAUGAUCGAAGCUGGGUUCUCCCAGCUCGAUGAACCCUUUGUGGCGUCCCUAGUACGGCUCUGGAGAGCAUGGAUGCUGAAGUAUCUGAAAGAAAAGGCCAAGAUUCCCGUGUCUCAAGGUGCCUUCGUCUUGGGUGUUGUUGACGAGACUGGCACGCUUCGUGGCCACAUUAACGACCUCCAGCCUGGGCCAAAUGCUAGCCGGGAGGAAAGAGAGAAAGCUUUGCCAGAGGUUUUUAUCCAAUACACAGACCCCCAGAAGAAAGUCCGCUGUCUCUAUGAAGGUGUUUGUAUCAUUGCUCGCAACCCAUCUCUGCAUCGCGGCGACAUCCGGGUUGUCAAAGCCGUCAAUUGUCCCCCGCUACGGCACAUGUGCGAUGUGCUGGUCAUGCCCUCGGUUGGUGACCGAGACUUGCCCAGCAUGUGUUCUGGCGGUGAUCUUGAUGGGGACGAUUAUAUCGUCAUCUGGGAUCCUGAAUUGCUCCCAAAGGAGUGGAAUGCCGAACCUUUUCAUUACAACGCGCCAGAGCCCGUCAGAAAGGAAAACGUCUCGAUCGACGACAUCAUCAACUUCUUCUAUGACUACAUGCAGAAUGACUAUCUGGGAAGGAUUGCACAUGCACACCUUGCUGCUGCUCACUCUCUGCCUGAUGGCAUCGACAGCGAGCAAUGCUUGAAGCUUGUCGAGCUCCAUUCCAUGGCCGUUGACUAUCCGAAAACUGGCGUGCCUGCACUCAUGACGCGGGACCUGGAGCGAAGCCAGUGGCCCCAUUUUAUGGAGAAGAAGCGAUCCGGUGUGUUUCGCUCGAGAAAGAUUCUGGGCCGGCUGUACGACGCGGUCGGGAAAGCAAAGUUUGAGCCACACCUGUUGGGAGAUUUUGAUGGACGGAUCUUGAUACAUGCCCCACAAGAGGAAGUCAUCGGUUUUGUCCGCAGGCUCAAGGAGAGCUAUGACGAGAGCAUGCGUCGUAUCAUGGCCCAACACCAGAUUGCGUCUGAAUUCGAAGUUUGGUCUACUUUUGUGCUGCACCACAGCAAAGCCUCCAAAGACUACAAGUUCCAUGAAGAAAUUGGACAGCACGCUAAGACGCUGAAAGAUCAAUACUAUGAGGCGUUCCGGGAAGAAGCUGGCGGACACGACCUGGCAAAACUGAGACCAUAUGCCAUUGCGGCCUACCACAUCACCCAUGAAGAAUAUCAGAAAGCUAGGAAACGAGAAGAGGGCCACGGAUCAGAACACGAAGAUGGUUCUGCUCUCUCAGCCGAAUCAUCUGGCUCUGUUUUAUCUGCUUCAACCUCUGCCACCGGCGUACCUUUCAUCAGCUUCCCCUGGGUACUGCAGGAGACACUACAACAGGUUGCAAAGAAUACCGUCAUCCACGAAGAUGGUGCGCUGCAGGUGGACCUUUCACCUACCAGCGUACAAAAUGACAAAGAGGAUGGUGUGCUUGACCCUGGAAGAGCCUUAUGCAGGUGGACACACAAUGGAGACCACUUACAAGACCCCUAUGUGGCUGUUCCGGUCGAUGCCGAAGUCGGACAGGACGAAUUGGUGGCCGUACCAAACCAUGGACUACUUGACACUGCAGGAUUGGAUUCAUCGCCGUCGCCUGCGAAGCGAGCUUCUUUGAAAGAUAUUGUGCCAACAAAACCACCAAAGUCCCUCGAAGCUGGCUACGAAAAUGAUCUUUCCCCAUCCGGCACUAGGCUCGUGGUCUCGUCCAACACGCCUUCAGUGGUUUCAAGCGGCGCAAGCUCAUCUCACACAAGUCCGGACGAUGCCCAUCCUCCGUGGUCGUUUGUGGCCCGGUCACACGGGAGAUCACCAGGCAUUGCCAGUUUGUCCGGUCUGAUUCCGAGCGAGGAAGUCCAGUCAUCAAGUCCGGUGAAAUUGGCCGAUGCGCAUCAUACUCAAUCCAAGGGCAAUGAAUCGCGAGCAUUCCAAGAUCCAGGAUCGAAGGCAGAAGGCGACAUUCACGCAUUAGCGAAAGAUUCUGACGACGAUGACGAUGAUUUCACUUUCUGA
This is a messenger RNA of Cladophialophora carrionii CBS 160.54, 4236 nucleotides long. RefSeq lists its product as uncharacterized. Bases 1 to 4236 code for a protein of 1411 amino acids. NCBI's taxonomy places the organism in Eukaryota, Fungi, Ascomycota, Eurotiomycetes, Chaetothyriales, Herpotrichiellaceae. Gene Ontology annotation, molecular function: RNA binding; RNA-directed RNA polymerase activity. Gene Ontology annotation, biological process: siRNA processing. The record is from RefSeq and is a predicted model, not a curated record. Gene Ontology annotation, cellular component: nuclear RNA-directed RNA polymerase complex. The transcript is spliced from 2 exons.